AUGCCCACCUCACUACACAAGACGCGCAAGAUAAUCGCCAAGAAGCGCGGCGGUGAAGUCAACGCCUUGCAUGCCAAGUCGCGCGACUCUAAGCGUCUGCGCAUGGCCCACGCCCGCGAUCUCAGACUAGAAAAGCUUGCGCACGCCAGAACCAAAAAAGAAGAGCCUAUCGUCGACCGCGUCGAGUACUUUAUUGCCCACCUGAAGGAGAGAGAUGCCACCAACUUAGACCUCCCCGAGGUGCAAACCCUCAUUCACAACUUUAUUCACCAGUAUGACGAACAAUUCAAUGAAUUGCAAAAGGCUCGUCGCCCGGGCCGCCCUGCCAGCACCCGUGAGGACCUGCUCAAGAGAAAAAUCGAUGCACUGGAAGAGGAAUAUGAAAAGGGUUUCAUAAUUCCAAAUGUCUUUGAUGAGGACAAUGGCAGAAAGCUUCUUGGCUACGAAGGUUCCUGGGCGUACAUUGCCACCAUUGCUUGGUCCAAGGUCUCGAAAGCGGGAAAAGUCAGCAACGGCGACUUUCCGACCAAAGGAAUCAUGUAA
Molecule: messenger RNA, 543 nt
Organism: Beauveria bassiana ARSEF 2860
Lineage: Eukaryota; Fungi; Ascomycota; Sordariomycetes; Hypocreales; Cordycipitaceae
Product: translation machinery-associated protein
Exons: 4
Coding region: 1-543 (180 amino acids)
Cellular component (GO): nucleus
Source: RefSeq, a predicted model, not a curated record